UGGUUGCUUCCAUCUUAAUGAGCCCAUAAAAGGUGUUUCGUCAUUAGCGGUAAUGAGUUUGACCCAGACUGCACAGAUGGCCUUUCGGCACCUCUACACACUGGUAGCAGUAUUAAGUGUAGUCUUAACACAAGGUGAGGCUGGAAGAUGUGGCCGCAAUCACUGGCAGUGUGAUGAUGGUGCCUGUAUUGUCCACUCAUGGAGAUGUGAUGGAGAAGGUGACUGCCUGGAUGGAUCUGAUGAGAUGGCCUGCUCCUGUCCCCCAGAGGAUUUUGAGUGUUUUGAUGGCAUAUCGUGUGUGAUGGGGUCUGCGGUGUGUGAUGGCCAAGCUCAGUGUGCGGAUGGGUCUGACGAACUAAACUGCAGCCAAUACGAGGGCUGCAUAUCUGGUGACUGGACAUGCAAGAACAACAUUUGCAUCCCGUUGAGUCUCAGAUGCGAUGGAUUCAAUGACUGUGGAGAUGACUCUGAUGAAGAAGGCUGUGGACCUUGUGGAGAUCUGAAUGUGCGGUGUCCAAACGGAACAUGUCUGACUCUAAGAGAGAGGUGUGAUGGUGUUGCUCAGUGUUCUGAUGGAAGAGAUGAACCUGUUACAUGUGGUAAAAGGUGUAGAGAUAAAAAUGGUGGCUGUAGCCACACGUGCACUGACCAGCUUUGGGGAGCAAUGUGUUCUUGUCCCAGUGGGAUGAAGCUCUCAGCAAAUGGAGCAAAGUGUGAAGAUCUUGAUGAAUGUGCCCAGCCUUAUGGACCCUGCAUGCACACGUGUGUUAAUAAAAAAGGAUCUUUUCAGUGCUUCUGUCAACCAGGGUUCCAACUACAAGGUGAUAACGUGUGUCAAGCACAAGGAAAUGAGACAAAACUUCUUACCACCAAGAAGGGACUUCUUGGCCUGAUCACUGUAAAGGAUAGAACGUUCAAGACUCUCGGUGUGAUUAACAGUAACCCAGUGGCUCUGAAUUUUGACCUUGCACGGAACCUUGUUUUUUGGGCUGAUGGGAAUGGAAGCAUCUAUAAAACACAAGAUCAGAAGAGCAAAGUCAUUUAUUCAGGACAGACUGGCAUUAAGUCUCUAGCUGUUGACUGGCUCAGUGGACAACUUUACUGGACAAACUCUGUACUGAAAGGCAUUUAUACAGGAGCCGCUGAUGGAAGCGCUGUUGGCAUAGUUAUGUCCAAAAAGACAGAUCCAACAGAGUUGGUGGUUCUUCCCACUGAAAGCACCAUGUUUUGGAUUAAUAAGGGACCAAACAUCGUAAUGACUAUUGAGAGAGCUGGGAUGGAUGGCUUCUUGAGGACCUCGCUAGUUGUGGUCACUGCACAGUUACCAAGGGGCCUUACGUUAGAUGUGGCGGCACGAAGGUUGUAUUGGUUAAGUGAUUUUAGAAAGUCAGUUGAGACUGUAAAGGUUGAUGGUACAGGACGGUACACCUUCCGAGAACUCUUUAAUGGACGGACUGGUCAGAAUCUGGCUGUGUUUAAUAGCUGGUUCUACUGGGCUGAUGACAGGCGUUUGUGGCAAGCUCCAGAUAACCAGCCUAGUCAGAAGAGUUUUGUUCUGAAGGGGGAGCCAUCAUCCAUAAUGGUCUAUCAUGAACUCCAGCAGCCUCAAGGUGUUUCCCCAUGUAGAAAGUCAGGCUGUGUACUCUGCAUGCCCUCCCUAAACAACCCUGCUGGUUUCACCUGCUCUUGCUCAGAGGGAAAACUUCCUGUGCAAAGUGGUUCAUGUGAACGUUUUAAACUUGCUUAUGCGACACCCACAAGUGUAUACACGCUGGAGUAUACAACGGACGGUCCUAUAAAAUCUAUACUCUUAUCUGAUGACAACAUUCAGACCUUUGACGUGGACUGGAAGAGAGGAUGGGUUAUUUGGGCCAACCUGACAGGCCACGUGAAGGCCCGAUUGCUCAGAGAAGGCCGCUCUGAAUAUAUACCAACCAUGAAGCCUGUGUGCACUGUUCGGGUUGACCAGAAGACUGGAAACUUGUUUUGGGUGUCCUGUGAUGAACUUUCUGUGGGUGCCACCCAUAUUAGCUUCCCUGAUCAGAGCAUUUCAAACCAGUUGUACCAGGCAAGUGGUGAGAUCGAUGACUUGCUUGUGGAUUGGCAACAAGGUCAGUUGUAUUGGCUGGAGGACGGUCAGAUCAUUAACAUGAAGCUAGGCCUGUUGGGUGGAAAUGCAAAAGCGAUCUACAGCUCAGUGGACAAAAGUGUCAACCGCAUUGUAUUGGACAGGAAAGCUCGUAGCUUUCUUUGGAACUCAGAGAAUGAACUGCAAGUACUGAGUCUAACAAAAAUGAGAAAAUACUCUGCUGGUAAAAGAUGGACUUUUCCAGGCUUGAUUGCAGCUGCCUAUGAGCCCUAUAUUGUGACUGUGCUCAAUGAUGUCAUCACGGUGUGGAAGCGGCAAGAUGGAUCACAUGUGAAUGCUGUUGCUGUGGAGAGUGACAUUGUUGAAAUAACCAUAGCUCUGAAUGAAUUUCAACAAGAUGCACUAGUGUCUGCUCCAGAAGUGAAAUCUCCUGUCAAUAUGACUCCUAGAGUUGAAACUAGUCCUGAACAAGCCUGUAAAAUCCCUUCGGUAAUGUGUGAAGGCUCGUCACUAUGCAUCAGUGAAUCUCAGCUGUGUGAUGGGAUGUUGGAUUGUCCUGAUGGGUUUGAUGAGCUUCACUGUUUACAUGUCUGCUCAGAUACAGCCCACUUCCUGUGUAAGAACAAAAGGAAGUGUAUUGAACGAGCCCUGGUGUGUGAUGGUCGCUCUGACUGUUCUGAUGGUUCAGAUGAGUCACAAUGUCCUACAUGUCCUCUGCACUGUGAUGAGGGAACGGUGUGCCUGACCAGCCAGCAGUUCUGUGAUGGACAAAUGGACUGUAAAGAUGGCUUGGAUGAGAGGAACUGCUAUCAAGAUGGCAAAAAGGCUACAGAAGCAGCAGCCCUGAAAUGUCCUCUGGGCUUCAAACCAUGCAGAGAUGGAAGUGAGUGUGUUCUUUACAGUCACUUCUGUGAUGGAGAAAAGGACUGUAAGGAUGGGUCAGAUGAGAGGGGCUGUGAACGGCGAUGUAAAAAAGGGCAGUUUCAAUGUGCUCAUGGGAGGAUGUGCAUAGACAAGAAGCAGGUGUGUGAUGGGACUCCUCACUGUCAAGAUCGCUCUGAUGAAAUGGACUGCUUUACACAGACCAAGAGCUGUAGCCAUCGCUGUGACAACAAGACUCGCUGCAUCCCUGAUAACUUCCUGUGUGAUGGGGAGAGAGACUGUGUGGAUGGCACAGAUGAGGCAGAUUGCAACAAGAAUAACCAAAAUACAGGAGCUCUGAAAUGUGCUGUCGGCUCCAAAUCAUGCAGAGAUGGAAGUAAGUGUAUCCUCAACAGUCACGUGUGUGAUGGAGAGAAGGACUGCAAGGAUGGGUCAGAUGAGAAGGACUGUAGACGCAGUUCUUCUGUUACUGUGGCUCCUAGAGCUGAAACAGCUCCAAAACCAACCUGUAAAAGCCCUUCAGUAAUGUGUGAAGGCACGUCACAGUGCAUCAGUGAGACUCAGCUGUGUGAUGGGGUGUUGGAUUGUCCUGAUGGGUUUGAUGAGCUUCACUGUUUACAUGUCUGCUCAGAUCCAGCCCACUUCCUGUGUAAGAACAAGAGGAAGUGUAUUGAACGAGCCCUGGUGUGUGAUGGUCGCUCUGACUGUUCUGAUGGUUCAGAUGAGUCACAAUGUCCUACAUGUCCUCUGCACUGUGAUGAGGGGAUGGUGUGCCUGACCAGCCAGCAGUUCUGUGAUGGACAAAUGGACUGUAAAGAUGGCUUGGAUGAGAGGAACUGCUACAAUGGUAACAAAGAUACAGGAGUUCUAAAAUGUGCUGUGGGCUUCAAACCAUGCAAAGAUGGAAGUGCUUGUAUCCUCUACACUCAUGUGUGUGAUGGAGAGAAGGAUUGCAAGGACGGGUCAGAUGAGGAGGACUGUAGACGCAGUCCUUCUGUUACUGUGGCUCCUAGAGCUGAAACAACUCCAAAACCAACCUGUAAAAGCCCGUCAGUAAUGUGUGAAGGCACGUCACUGUGCAUCAGUGAGACUCAGCUGUGUGAUGGGGUGUUGGAUUGUCCUGAUGGUUUUGAUGAGCUUCAUUGUUUACAUGUCUGCUCAGAUCCAGGCCACUUCCUGUGUAAGAACAAAAGGAAGUGUAUUGAACGAGCCCUGGUGUGUGAUGGUCGCUCUGACUGUUCUGAUGGAUCAGAUGAGUCACAAUGUCCUACAUGUCCUCUGCACUGUGAUGAGGGGACAGUGUGCCUGACCAGCCAGCAGUUCUGUGAUGGACAAAUGGACUGUAAAGAUGGCUUGGAUGAGCUGAACUGCUAUCAAGCUGGCAAAAAGGCUGAAAAAUCUUUGCCCCUUAAAUGUCCUCUGGGCUUCAAACCAUGCAGAGAUGGAAGUGAGUGUGUUCUUUACAGUCACUUCUGUGAUGGAGAAAAGGACUGUAAGGAUGGGUCAGAUGAAAGGGGCUGUGAACGGCGAUGUAAAAAAGGGCAGUUUCAAUGUGCUCAUGGGAGGAUGUGCAUAGACAAGAAGCAGGUGUGUGAUGGGACUCCUCAGUGUCAAGAUCGCUCUGAUGAAAUGGACUGCUUUACACGAACCAAGAGCUGUAGCCAUCGCUGUGACAACAAGACUCGCUGCAUCCCUGAUAACUUCCUGUGUGAUGGGGAGAGAGACUGUUUGGAUGGCACUGAUGAAGCCGAUUGCAACAAGAAUAACAAAGAUACAGGAGCUCUGAAAUGUGCUGUCGGCUCCAAAUCGUGUAGGGAUGGAAGUAAGUGUAUCCUCUAUAGUCACGUGUGUGAUGGAGAGAAGGACUGCAAGGAUGGGUCCGAUGAGGAGGACUGUAGACGCGGUCCUUCUGUUACUGUGGCUCCUAGAGCUGAAACAACUCCAAAACCAACCUGUAAAAGCCCUUCAGUAAUGUGUGAAGGCACGUCACUGUGCAUCAGUGAGACUCAGCUGUGUGAUGGGGUGUUGGAUUGUCCUGAUGGGUUUGAUGAGCUUCACUGUUUACAUGUCUGCUCAGAUCCAGGCCACUUCCUGUGUAAGAACAGGAGGAAGUGUAUUGAACGAGCCCUGGUGUGUGAUGGUCGCUCUGACUGUUCUGAUGGUUCAGAUGAGUCACAAUGUCCUACAUGUCCUCUGCACUGUGAUGAGGGAACGGUGUGCCUGACCAGCCAGCAGUUCUGUGAUGGACAAAUGAACUGUAAAGAUGGCUUGGAUGAGAGGAACUGCUAUAAGGCUGGCAAAAAGGCAGAACCUGCAUCUCUAAAAUGUCCUCUGGGCUUCAAACCAUGCAGGGAUGGAAGUGAAUGUAUCCUCUACAGUCAUUUGUGUGAUGGGGAAAAGGAUUGCAGGGAUGGAUCAGAUGAGAAGGGCUGUGAACGGCAAUGUAAAAAAGGGCAAUUUCAAUGUGCUCAUGGGAGGAUGUGCAUAGACAAGAAGCAGGUGUGUGAUGGGACUCCUCAGUGUCAGGAUCGCUCUGAUGAAAUGGACUGCUUUACACAAACCAAGAGCUGUAGCCAUCGCUGUGACAACAAGACUCGCUGCAUCCCUGAUAACUUCCUGUGUGAUGGGGAGAGAGACUGUGUGGAUGGCACUGAUGAAGCAGAUUGCUCUACUAAUCAUGGAUCUACGAUGAACAGAAAGGCCUCUUCUGAAGUAGGGUCAGUAGAUUUAUCAGCUCACCCUCCAGACUGUAGAAGCCCUUCAGUGUUGUGUGAAAGCACAGCCUCAUGUAUGUCUCCAAUUCAACUCUGUGAUGGAAAGUUGGAUUGUCCUGAUGGUUCUGAUGAGCUCUCUUGUAUAGAUUCGUGUCUGAAGAUAGGUGACUACCUCUGUAAGAACAGGAGGAAGUGUAUUGAGCGAUAUCUGGUGUGUGACGGACGCUCCGACUGCUCUGAUGGGUCUGAUGAGAUGGAAUGUUCUGCUGCUGCAAUGCCAAAAGAAGCAGCAGCCUUAAAGUGUCGUUUAGGCUCAAAGCUCUGUAAAGAUGCUAGGGACUGUGUAUUGAACACCCAUGUGUGUGAUGGAGAGAUUGACUGUAAGGAUGGCUCUGAUGAAGAGGGAUGUGACCUUCAGUGUAAUCCAGGUCAGUUUCAGUGUAGUCAUGGCAGAAAGUGCAUUGACCGAAAGCAGGUGUGUGAUGGGAUUCCGCAGUGUCCAGAUAACUCCGAUGAAGCAACAUGCUGGAAGCCGACAAGAAGCUGUGCGCUGCGUUGUGAUCAAAACAGUCUCUGUAUUCCAGAGGUUUUUAUCUGCAAUGGGAUCAGGGACUGCUGGGAUGGAUCAGAUGAAACUGACUGUGCAGGCAACCUUGGACCACCCUCUCGCUGCAAAACUCCACUUAUACCAUGUCUGGCAACCCCAAAGUGCAUCUCCCGGAGUCAACUCUGUGAUGGCAGAAAGGACUGUGCCGAUGGGUCUGACGAAAGACCAUGCCUUCAGAGCUGUCCUUCUAAUGGCAAUGACUUUUUGUGUAAAGAUAGGAGAAGAUGCAUCAACGGGAAACUGGUCUGUGAUGGACGUGUGCACUGCACUGAUGCUUCUGAUGAGGUGGACUGUCCAACCGUGGCUGCUUAUACCUCUGGAGCGGCUCCCGUAAAGUGCCGUUUGGGUUUAAAGCCCUGUAUGGAUGGCAGUGACUGCAUCCUGUACAGUCAUGUGUGUGAUGGAGAGGCGGAUUGCAAAGAUGGGUCUGAUGAGGAGGGCUGUGAUGUUGAUUGCAAAGCUGGGCAGUUUCAGUGUGCGCAUGGAAGGAUGUGCAUUGACGCUACCCUUGUGUGUGAUGGUAAGCCACAUUGCCAGGAUCGUUCUGAUGAAAUGGACUGCUUCACACGAACCAAGAGCUGUAGCCAUCGCUGUGACAAUAAGACUCGCUGCAUCCCAGAAAACUUCCUGUGUGAUGGAGAGAGAGACUGUGUAGAUGGCACUGAUGAAGCAGACUGUGGUUAUCCUCCACAGCUGAGAAGCUGUGAUGCACCUUCUGUGUUGUGUCAAGGCGGAAAACUGUGCAUCUCUCAAACUAAACUGUGUGAUGGAAAGCGUGACUGUCCAGACGGCUUUGAUGAAGAAUCUUGCAUCAAAAGAUGUCCAAAAAGAGGUGACUUUCUGUGUAAGGACAGGAGGAAGUGUGUUGGGAGUGGUUUGGUCUGUGAUGGUCGUUCUGACUGCACUGAUGGCUCUGAUGAGGAGGGAUGUUCCACUGUGUCUGUAAAGCCUAAUAUCACUGGUCCAGUAAAGUGCCGUUUGGGCUGGAAACCUUGUAAGGACAGAAAGGAAUGUGUGCUCUACAGUCACGUAUGUGAUGGAGAGGUGGACUGUAAAGAUGGCUCUGAUGAAGAAGACUGCCAAUAUCAGUGUAGAUCAGGGCAGUUUCAAUGUGCUCAUGGGAGGAUGUGCAUAGACAAGAAGCAGGUGUGUGAUGGGACUCCUCAGUGUCAAGAUCGCUCUGAUGAAAUGGACUGCUUUACACAGACCAAGAGCUGUAGCCAUCGCUGUGACAACAAGACUCGCUGCAUCCCUGAUAACUUCCUGUGUGAUGGGGAGAGAGACUGUGUAGAUGGCACUGAUGAGGCAGACUGUAGUAAGGGUGAUAAGAAAUCUUCAGGAAAGUCAUCUCUGAAAUGUGCUGUGGGUUUCAAACCAUGUAGUGAUGGAAGUGAGUGUAUCCUCUACACUCAUGUGUGUGAUGGUGAAAAGGACUGCAAGGACGGGUCAGAUGAGGACGACUGUAGACGCAAAUUUGUUCCUGUAGCUCCUGCUGAAACAACUUCUGCACCAGUCUGUAAAAGCCCCUCAGUAAUGUGUGAAGGCACUUCGCUAUGCAUCAGUGAGUCUCAGCUGUGUGAUGGGAUGUUGGAUUGUCCUGAUGGGUUUGAUGAGCUUCAGUGUUUACAUGUCUGUUCAGAUCCAGCCCACUUCCUGUGUAAGAACAAAAGGAAGUGUAUUGAACGAGCCCUGGUGUGUGAUGGUCGCUCUGACUGUUCUGAUGGUUCAGAUGAGUCACAAUGUCCUACAUGUCCUCUGCACUGUGAUGAGGGAACGGUGUGCCUGACCAGCCAGCAGUUCUGUGAUGGACAAAUGGACUGUAAAGAUGGCUUUGAUGAAAAGAAAUGCUACAAGGGUGACAAAAAUGCAGCAGGUACUUCAUCCCUGAAAUGUCCGCUAGGCUUCAAACCAUGCAGGGAUGGAAGUGAAUGUAUCCUUUACAGCCACGUGUGUGAUGGGGAGAGAGACUGCAAAGACGGGUCUGAUGAGAAGGACUGUGAACGGCAGUGUAAAAAAAGCCAAUUCCAAUGUGCUCAUGGGAAGAUGUGUAUUGACAAGAAGCAGGUGUGUGACGGGACUCCUCAGUGUCAGGAUCGCUCUGAUGAAAUGAAUUGUUUUAAACUGUCUGAAUCCUGUAGCCAUCACUGUGAUAACAGAAGCCGCUGCAUCCCUGAAACUUUCCUUUGUGAUGGUGAGAGGGACUGUCUAGAUGGCACGGAUGAGACAAGCUGUGGAAAGGAAGAAUGUUCACGUGGACAAUUUCAAUGUGCCAGCGGGCAGUGUGUAUCUGCAAGUGUCCGUUGUGAUGGUCAUGCAGAUUGUCAUGAUCAGUCUGAUGAGAAGAACUGUCGUAAACCUCCACACUGCCCCCUAGAGCUGCGCUGCCCCAAUAGCCAUGUUUGCUUGGUGAAAGAGUGGUUCUGUGAUGGAGACAAAGACUGUAGUGAUGGAUCUGAUGAACAGAGCUGCAUGUCCUCCCCCAUGAAAUGUGGAAUGUUCCAGUGGUCUUGUGCAUCUAAGGAUCAGUGCAUUCCUACAUUUUGGAGAUGUGAUGGAGUUAAGGACUGUAAAGACCAGAGUGAUGAAGCUGGAUGUGGCCCGGUGAAAUGCCCCUUGAACAUGUUCAAGUGUGGCAGUGAGGAGUGUUUGGACUUCAAGCUGGUGUGUGAUGGCAUUGCUAACUGUCUGGAUAAGUCCGAUGAAGGCCCAGGGUGUCUCGGCAACAAUUGCUCCAGCCCACACCCACGUCAAUGCGAGCACAUCUGUGUCAACACGCCCCAAGGAGCGAGGUGUGGGUGUCAAACGGGCUUCAGGAUCCAGGAAGAUGGAAUAUCCUGUGUGGACAUAGAUGAAUGUACAGAAAUUCAGCCUCCUGUCUGCAGCCACAGUUGCAUGAACAUCCAUGGAUCCUACAUAUGUCAGUGUCCUCCAGGUUUUAUACUGGAGCCAGACGGCAACAGCUGUAAGGCACCAAAGGAGCCUAGUCUGUUGGCAUCAGUUCAGUAUGAGGUGCUGUUUAUAGGCCUGAGGAGCAGCAACAUGCAGAUGCUACUUCCCCCAGGCCAGAAACCAAUCUUUUCUCUGGAUUAUGACUUGAGAGAACAGCGGGUGUUCUGGGUCUGUCUGCAGGAGGAAAGCAUCAAAUAUGCAGUGCAUGGAGAAAAGGGCCAGAUCAGGACACUUGUUAAAGAUGUGAAAACCGACUCGAUUGCAGUAGACUGGGUUGCAGGAAACCUGUACUGGGUGGAUGGAGCUGCUGGCCAGAUUUUAGCUGUAAGGAUUAGUGACCGUGUAGUGAAGCGACAAGAAGUAACUGUGAUUCUAGAUGAAGACCUGGAGCAGCCUCGUUCUCUGGUGCUUCUGCCUCAGAAAGGGAUAAUGCUGUGGUCAGAGAUUGGGAAGGAGUCUCGGAUUGAGCAAGCUGGCAUGGACGGUUCAGAGAGGAAUGUGCUGCUCAGCCAUGGUUUAAGUUGGCCUGUAGCCUUAGCUGUGGAUAUUGUGACCGACAGAAUCUACUGGGUAGAUGAGAAGCUAAAGUGCAUAGGUUCAGCCACAAUGAAUGGCGAGGAUAUCAGGAUGCUGCAGUUGACCGAGACUUCAAGCCCUUUCUCUGUGGCAGUGUUUAAUGACCUGGUUUACUGGUCUGACACUGAGCGACUGGCCAUCCAUGGCGCUCACAAAAUCACUGGCAAGAACCGCAAAGUUAUUCUUAAAAGACCUGGCCAACCAUUUGGGCUCAAAGUUGUCCACCCCCUUGUGCAGUAUAAUGUGGUUAACCCCUGUGAGAGACUCAGAUGUUCUCACAUGUGUGUGCUAGCCCCAGGCAUCCGUGCAUUAUGUCGUUGCCCAGCAGGACUGCUGUUGGCUGAGGAUGGAUUGACCUGUAGCUCACCUGAGAACUCUUCCAAUUCCUUCCUUCUGCUUCUUUCUCCUACUAGACUCACAAAGGUUUUCACUGGAAACCUGCACGGGCAGGCUGGACUAAAGCAGUGGCCUGCCCACAAUGCCCAGUCCCUCCCUGGCAUAAAUGAAGCCUCAGAUCUGGACUUGGUUCUUAGUGACAACAUGCUCUAUGUGGCAGAUGUAAGCCAGGCAGCUGUGGCUCAGAUUAAACUGGGUGAGUCCACAUGGACACACGAGGGCCUUAUGUUGCAUUUACCAGGGGAUGCGUUGAUUGCCCUGGCUGUGGAUUGGAUCACACACAACUUGUAUUGGAGCAGCAGCAAGAAGCCUCAGAUCUAUGUCACAUCAGCAGAUGGGAAGUUCACUUCUAUGGUUCUGCAGGCUGGGUUUCAGGACGCCACAUCUAUUGCCCUACACCCACCCACUGGCAGGAUGUGCUUCACGGCCAUUGGGUCAUUAGGGAAAGAUGCUGUGCCCCAGGUGGACUGUGCUGCUAUGGAUGGCCAGAAUCAAAUGUUGCUUUGGAAGAAAUCUCAGCUUCCCAAUUUUCUGACUUUUUCAAGCCAGGGUACAAGAGUUUAUUGGGCCGAUAUUGCCACUGAAGUGAUUUGCUCCGUGAACAUUGAUGGAUCGAAUUACAGGGAAUAUAAAUCUGGAAAUGGCUCUCCUUUAAUUGUGUCUUUAACCCAAAGUGAAAAUGUACUCUUCUGGAUCACCCGGUACAAUGGCACAACCAAUGUGUGGUACAGUGAUGGCAUACAGCCCAAGAAGUUGUGGUUUGAAGUGCAAACAAACAUAAUAGCAGUGAAGGCAUACAGUACAAACAGCCAGAAAGGAACCAACCCAUGUGCAGAGAAUAAUGGUGGUUGUAGCCACUUGUGCCUGGCAUACCCAGGGGGACGUACAUGCCGCUGUACACAAGGCUACAUCACCAUAAAUGAUGUCGAGUGUAUUCCUGGAUUACAGUGUCCAUCAGGCUCUAAGCCUUGCAGAGACCAAUACAAGUGCCUCUCCACCACCAGAUUUUGCGACCAAAUCCCAGAUUGCCAGGAUGGCUCUGAUGAAGAAGGCUGCCACAUUAAGGAAAAUGAGUUGUUUGUUGGCACAAUGGCUGGCAGGUCCUGCAAUUCUGAGUUCUGUAAUGGCCAAGGGCGCUGUAUGAUGCAAAAAGGGAAAGCAGUCUGUGAGUGUGUGCAGGGUUACAGUGGGCAGUUCUGCCAGGAUGAGGCAUCCAGUAGUGUUCCUGUUGUCCUUACAGUUAUCUUUAUUGUCUGCCUAGUUAUUGCAGCUGUGGCAGUUUUAAAAUGGAGAAGAUGGAAAUCAAGAGGCCAGCCCAUGGAUAAGGAAACACUCAUGAAGGACAUGGAGGAACAGGAACAGGAACCAUGCUCUGAGAACUUUUCAAAUGAACUCUACAACCCAAUGGAGGAACAAGCAACACCUGUUGGUUGAUUUAUUUAAAAUAAAUGUUAGUGGGUUAAAAACUGUCUUGCUUUUCCUUUUCAAUGGCCUGGACAACUGAGCUGCUGACUCGACCUUUUCCUAUGCAGUAUUAAACGGUGUGAACAUA
Molecule: messenger RNA, 11765 nt
Organism: Tachysurus fulvidraco (yellow catfish)
Lineage: Eukaryota; Metazoa; Chordata; Actinopteri; Siluriformes; Bagridae
Gene: lrp13b
Product: low-density lipoprotein receptor-related protein 2
Exons: 61
Coding region: 53-11647 (3864 amino acids)
Molecular function (GO): calcium ion binding; protein binding
Source: RefSeq, a predicted model, not a curated record